Molecule: messenger RNA, 438 nt
Organism: Fraxinus pennsylvanica
Lineage: Eukaryota; Viridiplantae; Streptophyta; Magnoliopsida; Lamiales; Oleaceae
Source: the annotation of a GenBank genome assembly
AUGAAAGCAGUAACAAUUUAUAGUAUUACUUUAGCUGAAAAUGUUUUUGUAUUUUUUGUGAAGAAUCCUUUAGGAAGUUCAAUAUCUGUUCUCAAGUUAGCAGAAAUUGUCAAUGAGAAAGUUGAUGCUUCAAGCAUUGGAAUGGGUGGUGAUAGUUAUUUGCAGCUUCUCUGUAGACAAUCAUUCCCUGGUCCUCUUACAAGUAGAAGUCGUGGUGUUAAGGAAUUGAACAUAUGGAUUAAUGAGAGGAUAAUGAAUUAUAGGAAAGGAGAAGUUUUGAGGUUGCUCCUGUCAUUGCUUAAGAUAGCCUGUCAGUUUUAUGGAAAACCUCCUUUCAGUAGUGAUGCAGCAUUGAAGUUAUUUUUGCUCCAAGUGAAAUCUGUAUUGCAGCUGCUGUACCGCAUUUGCACUCGUGAAGAAAGACUGAAAGAGCAUUGA